AUGCCGAAAAAAGCUCCUCGCCGAAUUCACUCGAAUGUUUCACUUACAGCAGCCGAGGAAUCUGAUCCAGAGAACAUAGUCCUCAGGCCAUUGAACAACCUGCAUGAUCUUAUCCGAAAGAUGCUAUAUGAAGUACGCAACCAUGAAAGUACUGUCGCUUCUCUCAAAACAUGGGCCGAAACAAUCGAUCCAAACACGUAUCGCAAACAAGUCCCUUGGCCCAGGGAGCUUCUUGAGGCCUACGAGAGAUACAAGCAUCUUGUCGAUUUGAUCAAUCCACGACUGCUGGCUUUCAAGGAAUACGAGAACCGUACAUCCCAGCCAACGAAGGUGAGGAACUCAGCCGAGGUUAGGAUGAAACGUCUUGAACUGGCCCUUGAAUGGGGUCAAGCUGCGUUGAGCGCAGCUGAGGCACGGAUCUAUGUUCUCGUUAACUACCGAAAUGCGUACGACGAUAAACGGUCUAUCCAAAGCCAUAUCAAGCAGGCAAGCGACAAUUCGGCCAGUGCCAGAGAAGCAGUGCGUAAAGCAGGCCAGAACUAUCGCGCGUACUGGCGGGCCUUGGCCGCUGGGAAGCCUCAUAGUUCUGUUUUGACCAGUGACACGUUCAGUGAUGGCUCAGACUAA
Aspergillus welwitschiae is the source of this 627-nucleotide messenger RNA. RefSeq lists its product as uncharacterized. The record is from RefSeq and is a predicted model, not a curated record. The coding region runs from base 1 to 627 and encodes 208 amino acids. The transcript is spliced from 3 exons. Lineage: Eukaryota; Fungi; Ascomycota; Eurotiomycetes; Eurotiales; Aspergillaceae.